AUGGGAGGAGAGGUUGUUGCCAUGAUAGAGAAAUUGGGUGAAGAACGAGAGAGAAGAGGUGUUCUUGCAAUGAUUGUUGAAGAUGAAUCUUGUUCUUGUGAUCAAAGAUCUGACGCAUCAAAUUUAUUGGAGUUGAUACAAAGAUUUGAUUUUGCAUUUAAUCUACAGUUGAUGAGAAGUGUGUUGGGGAUGUCAAAUGAACUGUCAAAGACAUUGCAAAGAAAAGAUCAAGAUAUUCGUAAUUCUCCAGAAAUUACAAAUUUACAUCAUUAUAGAGUAGAUUUGUUCUACUCUGUCAUCGAUUUACAACUUCAAGAAUUGAAUGAUCGUUUCUCGGAUGUAAAUACAGAGUUACUCCUUUGUGUAGCUUGUUUAUGCCCACAAGAUUCAUUUUCUUCUUUUGACAAGAAAAACUUGAUUAGACUUGUUGACCUUUAUCCAUUAGAUUUCUCUGCAGUAGAUGGUAUUGUACUUAGCGAUCAACUUGAGACUUAUAUUUUUGACAUGCACUCUAACAAAGAGUUUGAAGGGUUGAAUGGCCUUGGUGAUCUUGCAGAGAAGUUAGUUUUGACAAAGAAAGAUAAGGUAUAUCCAUUGGUUUACAGACUUUUGACUUUAGCAUUGAUUUUACCGGUUGCUACCGCUACCGUGGAGAGAGUUUUUUCUGCAAUGAACAUCGUAAAGAAUAGAUUGCGCAAUCGGAUGGGUGAUCAGUGGAUGAAUGAUAGCACUAUUGUUCAUGUAGAGAGAGAUAUAUUUUUGAAGCUCGAUAAUGAAUUUAAUGUACGACGAUAUCAAAAUAUAAAAACUCGCAAGGAACAAGUUUAA
Messenger RNA from Olea europaea var. sylvestris, 828 nucleotides. RefSeq lists its product as uncharacterized. Lineage: Eukaryota; Viridiplantae; Streptophyta; Magnoliopsida; Lamiales; Oleaceae. The transcript is spliced from 3 exons. The coding region runs from base 1 to 828 and encodes 275 amino acids. The record is from RefSeq and is a predicted model, not a curated record. Gene Ontology annotation, molecular function: protein dimerization activity.